Molecule: messenger RNA, 3285 nt
Organism: Drosophila virilis
Lineage: Eukaryota; Metazoa; Arthropoda; Insecta; Diptera; Drosophilidae
Gene: Rcd5
Product: microspherule protein Rcd5
Biological process (GO): positive regulation of transcription by RNA polymerase II
Cellular component (GO): Ino80 complex; MLL1 complex; NSL complex
Molecular function (GO): protein binding; G-quadruplex RNA binding
Source: RefSeq, a predicted model, not a curated record
AGUUUAUGUCUAUCGAUUUGUCGCAGCGUUACCAAUACUUUGUGCGUCGCAAAAGAAAAUUAAGAAAUAUUGCAAAAAAUAGCUAUGGAAAGUACGCAAGAACAUGUAACAAUCACAAAUACUGCAGUAUCUGCAAGUGUUCAAACCACCAUGGCGCCCGUAGUUGCUUCGCACGCAGUAGACGUCCCUGCCACUGUCAGUGUGUCAUCGACAUCUGUCAACACUUGCGCAGCCCCAGCAACACCAACAAUAUCGACUGCAACAACAGCAACAACAACAACGCCUUCGAGUAAAACUCCUAUUCACAAUUUGCCGAUAGAGUUGCUACAAACCGACGCAGCAAAACGUCGAAGUUCCUCGCGUACAAUCAAACGAAAACGGUUCGACGACGAAAUUGUGGAAUACAAUCUUACAAUACCAACGAGCCGCGGCGGUGCUGAUGCUAACCGCUCCAAUCGACCGCGCACAACAUCGCAAAACCAUCCUGGAAUUGUGACAACCCCAACUUUACUGCAAUCGCCCUCUCCAACAGUAGUUGCUGUUACAGCAACAGAAACGCCUCAGACUCCAGGUGCAGCAGUGGAAACGCUAUCUGGCACCCCGACUUUAGUGACUGCUGCAACACCUGCGACGCCUUCAGCGCCAGCAGCGCCCACGUUGCCGGUUCCGACAAUUAUCACUCCUGUGCAGCAACCGCAACCGAAACCAAAGCCUGUUAUGGAGCGUGCUCCAGCCACUGAACGGCGUCCUCGUCCUUCGCGUCCAGCAAGCAACAAAAAGCCACGACGCAAUGGCCGUCCGCUGGCACAGAUGGCUACCAAGGAUUUGGGUCGCUGGAAGCCAAUUGAUGACCUGGCGCUGGUUAUUGGCAUACAGCAAACAAACGAUCUACGCAUGAUUCAUCGCGGCAUCAAGUUCUCCUGCAAAUUUACCCUGCAGGAGCUGCAGCAGCGCUGGUAUGCCCUACUGUAUGAACCAGCCGUGUCGCGGAUUGCCGUGUCCGCCAUGCGUAAUCUGCAUCCAGAGAUGGUGGAGUCUGUACAGCGCAAGGCGCUCUACAGCGUGCAGGAGGAAGAUCUGCUGGGCACCAUUAAGAGUACGGAGACGCCCAAAAUGGAGCAGUUCCAGGAGUUGCUUGACAAGAACGCCGGCAUUUUUUAUUGCGCACGUACUGCUAAAUCGUUGCAUAAUCACUGGCUGCUGCUCAAGCAGUACUGCCUGCUGCCGGAUCAAACGGUCAAGCCGCUGCAGGGUUCGGAUCAGCCACUCAGCUUUUCAGAUGCAGAGGAUCAGCUUUUCGAUCAGGACUUGCACGAGCCGCGGGAUGAGGCACUGGAAAUUGAAUUGACACUGGCCGAUCGUCGCAACAAGCGUGAUAUACGUCUGCUGGAGAACGAGCUGUCACGUUGGGGCGUGCUAGUUGACUCAGUUUUGGGACCCACGGCGGCCAGCGAAUUUGAUAAUCAAACGCUCGCCUGCCUUUGCGGACGCCUGGUGCGUUAUCUAAUGCGCUCCAAGGAGAUAACAUUUGGUCGCGAGGCCAAGGAGUGCGGUGUGGAUGUUGAUCUGUCCUUGGAGGGACCCGCUGCAAAGAUUUCGCGUCGCCAGGGCACCAUUAAGAUGCGCAGCAAUGGCGACUUCUUCAUUGCUAAUGAAGGCAAGCGUGCUAUCUUCAUUGAUGGCAUUCCGCUACUGAAUGGAAACAAAACGCGACUGGCCCACAAUUGCACUGUGGAAAUCUCCGGACUGCGCUUCACAUUUUUGGUGAACUAUGAGCUAAUCAAUGCCAUACGACAGGAGAGCGCCAAGACAUCGAAUCAUUUAAAUUAAGCCUAGCCUAGUGUAAAUUUUAAACAACAGCAGCUGUCCCUCUCAAGGUAGGUCGCUGUUAUGUAUUUCUAUUCUUAAUCUUCAAUAAGAAACAAGUUCUGGAAUUAUAUGACAUAAACAAUGGCAUAAACGAGUACUUACCGCCCACUUGAGCUGCAAAGUCAAUGUGCUCACACGCCUUCUAUCGAGCGGAAGCAGGCAACAAGUUCGCAAUUAAGCAAGACCCCAAAACAAUACUCUACCUAACGGCAUAUUCAACAUUUUAUUCAUUUCUGAUUCGUAUAUAUUUCGAUACUUAUAUAUUAUCUUUUAUAAAAGUGAAAUGUGGAUAAACCCGUCUGGCCAAAUUUAGACAUCUUGCUGCUUGGUAUUCUUAAAGCAGGAAGUGCAAAGGAAGUAUUUAGGCUGAAGUUGGCAUGUACGAGAGGAAGUUAGGAACAGGGUAUAUUCUAAUCGGGCAUUCCCGAUUUGAGCACAUUUUCAUAUUUUUGUCAUAAUGUAUGUUACAGGCAGAAAGUAUAUGCAUUCUUGAUCAUCAUUAAUAUUCGUGUCAUUCUAGCAUUGUCCGUCUGUCCAUUCGUCCAACUAUCCGUCCGACCGUCCGUCCGUUCGUCCAUCUAUCCGUUCGUCCAUUUAUCCGUCCGUUCGUCCAUCUAUCCGUCCGAUCGUCCAUCUAUUCGUCCGAUUGUCCAUUUAUCCGUCUAUCUUUCUUCCAUCUAUCUGUCCGUUCGUCCAUCUAUCUGUUCGUCCGUUCGUCCAUCUAUCUGUCCGUCUGUUCGUCCAUCUUUCCGUCCGUUCGUCCAACAUUCCGUCCGAUCGUCCAUCCAUCAGUCCGUUCGUCCAUUUAUCAGUCCGAUUAUCCAUCUAUCCGUCCGUUCGUCCAUCUAUCGAUCAGGUCCUCCUAGUGGCCACAGUACGAGCUUAUUUCCGAUAAUCUAUAACUUGUCGAGUUAAAAAAAAUCCAUAAAAAUAUAUUUUGAAAUCCUUUUGGCAUGUGCUGCAUUCGUUGUUGGUAGAAAAGAUUGCAAGGUAUUGCAUAGUCGGGUACUACCGACUACAGUUUUUAACAUGUUUUGUUUGGUUUGACACAAAUUGUAACAGGAUUGAUUUAAAUUGUUGGCGCGGUUUGAGUCAAGAACUCCUACGCAGUUAGUUGGCAACUUCUGGCCAAGAACAACGACAAAUUUGAGUUCUUGGGGCGCUAUGUCAUUCGGCUAAUUUGCGACUGAGUCGUAAGCUGCUAUUAAUUACAGCGCAGCUUUUGAAAGUAUCUACCCCAAAACCAUUCUAUUCUAUUCGCAUCAGUCAGCCAUAACAAAAACAUAAAUAAAAAAAAGCAAUUCUGCGCUUUUGGGAAUUUUUGAUUAACGCUGAGACACGCGAUUGUUUAAAGUUCUUCUCAUAUGUAAUUAGAAAUAACAAAAUUUAAAUAAAGUCUUUUGUCCAAUUACACAA